UCAGAUGUUUCUAACCAAAACAACGUGAGUUACAAUGUCACGAAUUAGUUUGGCCGAAAUCGCUGUAGGCUCAGUUGGAUGUCUCGCAGCGACCUUUUUCGGAUUCCAGAUUUAUAAACAAAGAGUUGAUCAAGAAAACAUCCAAACUGAACCCUAUGUGAGACAAGCCCUUGGAAUACUGCAGGGUUAUGAUGUUGUCAUGGAAAGGUUGGGAAGUCCUUUAAAAAUGCAACAUAUAUCCAAAAAUCCUGAUGACAACAAGGUCGAUCCAUUGGCUGGAAAUGCUAAGUUGAAGAUUCCGGUAACAGGUUCUAAGGGACCCUCUGCUUAUUUGUACCUCUGGGCAACAAGACCUCCCGUUACCAUGGAGACACCAAAGAGCCAAGUUCCGACCUGGACAAUCAAUAAGCUGGACAUUGAACUUGGGCCGGAAUAUCGCUGGACAUUCUAUGUACAUAAAGAUCAAAUGGAUGGUGAAAAACUUUUAUCCAAAAAAGUGGAUAUACCAGAAAAGUUAUUGAAGAGUUCAUCAUGAAAACAUUACUGUUUAAAUUGACAUCUGUAUUAUUAUGUGAGCUUGGAAAGAAAUUCUUGUGGGAGUAAAUGAGGACUGUUCAGGAAGUCUUGUGGAGGUAGAUGAGGACUGUUGGGGAAGUCUUGUAGUCGAUGAGGACUGUUGAGGAAGUCUUGUGGAGGUAGAUGAGGACUGUUGGGGAAGUCUUGUGGAGGUAGAUGAGGACUGUUGAGGAAGUCUUGUGGAGUUAGAUGAGGACUGUUGGGGAAGUCUUGUAGGAGUUAGAUGAGGACUGUUGAGGAAGUCUUGUGGAGGUAGAUGAGGACUGUUGAGGAAGUCUUGUGGAGGUAGAUGAGGACUGUUGAGGAAGUCUUGUGGGUGUUAGAUGAGGACUGUUGAGGAAGUCUUGUGGAGGUAGAUGAGGACUGUUGAGGAAGUCUUGUGGAGGUAGAUGAGGACUGUUGAGAAGUCUUGUGGGAGUAAAUGAUGACUGUUGAGGAAGUCUUGUGGAAAUAAAUGAGGACUGUUGAGGAAGUCUUGAGGAGGGAGAUGAGGACUGUUGAGGAAGUCUUGUGGGUGUUAGAUGAGGACUGUUGAGGAAGUCUUGUAGGAGGUAGAUGAGGACUGUUGAGGAAGUCUUGUGGGAGUAGAUGAGGACUGUUGAGGAAGUCUUGUGAAGGUAGAUGAGGACUGUUGAGGAAGUCUUGUGGGAGUUAGAUGAGGACUGUUGGGGAAGUCUUGUGGAGGUAGAUGAGGACUGUUGAGGAAGUCUUGUGGAGGUAGAUGAGGACUGUUGAGAAGUCUUGUGGGAGUUAGAUGAGAACUGUUGAGGAAGUCUUGUGGAGGUAGAUGAGGACUGUUGAGAAGUCUUGUAGGAGUUAGAUGAGGACUGUUGAGGAAGUCUUGAGGAGGUAGAUGAGGACUGUUGAGAAGUCUUGUAGGAGUUAGAUGAGGACUGUUGGGGAAGUCUUGUGGGUGUUAGAUGAGGACUGUUGAGGAAGUCUUGUGGGAGGUAGAUGAGGACUGUUGAGGGAGUCUUGUGGGAGUAGAUGAGAACUGUUGAGAAGUCUUGUGGAAAUAAAUGAGGACUGUUGAGGAAGUCUUGAGUAGUACUUUUCUGAAUGAUUUAAUAUGUGAUGUUGACUACCUACCUGGUAAUUAUUGACCGUGGAACUCGUACCACGUCUCUGUGAUUCAGUUUUUUAUUGGCUGUAUUCAGGGUUUAAUACCCGGGUAUCAUUUAUUUAAUAUAUGUGUUGACUUGAGGAAGUCCAUAAAACAUCUAAUUGACAAAUGUUAAACUUACCGAAGUCCACAGAUAUGAUUAUCAUUGUGAAGAAGUAAAUGUUUAUCAUAUUAUUGUGUAAUAUUGUUGUCUUCUGUUCUUAAUAUUAAAAUGUGAUUAAAACUUA
Pecten maximus is the source of this 1926-nucleotide messenger RNA. RefSeq lists its product as uncharacterized. Lineage: Eukaryota; Metazoa; Mollusca; Bivalvia; Pectinida; Pectinidae. The transcript is spliced from 4 exons. Gene Ontology annotation, biological process: mitochondrial respiratory chain complex I assembly; mitochondrial respiratory chain complex IV assembly. Bases 35 to 535 code for a protein of 166 amino acids. Gene Ontology annotation, cellular component: mitochondrial inner membrane. The record is from RefSeq and is a predicted model, not a curated record.